GCCAGAUCUCCAGUGUUGUGGUCAGGGUUCGGCUGCUCUCGCCUGACUCCUCCCCCGAGUUCGACGCGCUCGUCUCUCGGCUCUGCUCGGGCUUGUCAGUGCGGGCGAGAGCGCUGCUAAACAUGGCGUCGGACGGGAUGAUUUUAACCAACCACGACCACCAAAUCCGAGUUGGAAUAUUGACAGUGAGUGACAGCUGCUUCAGAAACCUUGCUGAGGACCGCAGUGGAAUCAACCUCAAAGAUCUUGUCCAUGACCCGUCCUUGCUCGGAGGCAUAAUCUCUGCAUACAAAAUAGUCCCUGAUGAGAUUGACGAGAUCAAGGAGACGCUGGUGGACUGGUGCGACGAGAAGGAGCUCAACUUGAUCCUGACCACCGGUGGAACUGGUUUUGCACCCCGUGAUGUCACGCCUGAGGCCACCAGAGAGGUGAUCGAGCGUGAAGCUCCGGGGAUGGCCGUAGCAAUGCUCAUAGGCUCCCUAGAUGUCACGCCACUCGGCAUGCUGUCCAGACCUGUAUGUGGAAUCAGAGGCAAAACCCUCAUCAUUAAUUUACCCGGGAGCAAGAAGGGCUCACAGGAGUGUUUCCAGUUCAUCCUGCCUGCUCUGCCGCACGCCAUAGACCUGCUGCGGGACGCCAUAGUGAAGGUGAAGGAGGUACACGACGCUCUAGAGGACCUGCCAUCCCCUCCACCGCCCCUCUCCCCUCCACCCACCACCAGCCCACACAAGCAGACAGAAGACAAGGGUGUGCAGUGUGAGGAAGAGGACGAGGAGAAGAAGGACAGUGGUGUGGCAUCAACAGAGGACAGCGGCUCCUCUCACAUCACAGCAGCUGCUAUUGCUGCUAAGAGCAUGAUGUCUCAUCCCAGCCAUGCCGUUGUCAUUGCCAAAGGUGGGCAGCCCUUGAGUGGCUUCAUCCCGUCCACCUCCAUUCCCUCCCAUUUCACCUGCUCCUGCAGCGAUACGAUACCAGAAUCCAUCAUUUCACGAGGCGUGCAGGUGUUGCCGCGGGACACCGCCUCUCUCAGCUCCACGCCCUCGGAGUCUCCUUGUGCUCAGCAGUCCCGCCUCUCCACUGCCUCCUGCCCCACCCCUAAAGCCCGGCUCACCUCCUGUUCAUCCACUUGUAGUGUCACAGAGGCCUCACGGAGAGAGUUCAGGGCUCACCUGGAUGAGGUCAUCACGCUCAAGUCAAGGUACUCUACCUUGGACCAGCUCCACUCUAGGCUGGAGGGGCUCAAAGAUGAUCGCAGGAACCAUAGGACCUUCGACUCGCGAGUGCAGUCACGAUGCAGCAGCAAAGAGAACAUCCUGAGAGCAAGUCACAGUGCAGUGGACAUCACCAAGGUAGCUCGGAGACACCGCAUGUCCCCGUUUCCCCUCACUUCUAUGGACAAGGCCUUCAUCACUGUGCUGGAGAUGACUCCUGUCCUGGGUACUGAAAUCAUCAACUACAGAGAUGGAAUGGGUCGCGUUCUGGCUCAGGAUGUCUACGCCAAAGACAACCUACCACCUUUCCCUGCAUCAGUUAAAGAUGGCUAUGCUGUUCGAGCUGCUGAUGGCCCUGGUGACCGCUUCAUCAUUGGAGAGUCUCAGGCUGGGGAGCAGCCCACUCUCACAGUUAUGCCAGGCCAAGUGAUGAGGGUGACGACAGGUGCUCCUAUCCCGUGUGGUGCAGACGCUGUAGUGCAAGUAGAAGACACAGAACUGCUACGAGAGUCUGAAGACGGUACAGAGGAGCUGGAGGUGAGGAUCCUGGUUCAGGCUCGUCCAGGACAGGAUAUCAGGCCUAUAGGACAUGAUAUCAAGCGUGGAGAGUGUGUGCUGGCUAAGGGCACUCACAUGGGUCCAUCUGAGAUCGGCCUCCUGGCCACUGUAGGAGUCACAGAGGUGGAGGUGCAGAAAUUCCCAGUUGUAGCAGUCAUGUCCACCGGCAAUGAGUUAUUAAACCCUGAAGAUGACCUUCACCCAGGCAAGAUCAGGGACAGUAACCGAUCCACACUGUUGGCCACCAUUCAGGAACACGGCUAUCCCACCAUCAACCUCGGCAUCGUGGGAGACAACCCAGACGACCUGCUGAACGCCCUGAACGAGGGCAUUAGUCGUGCUGACGUCAUCAUCACCUCAGGGGGCGUGUCCAUGGGUGAGAAGGACUACCUAAAGCAAGUCCUGGAUAUAGACCUCCAUGCCCAGAUCCACUUUGGCCGAGUGUUUAUGAAGCCGGGUUUGCCUACUACGUUUGCCACCUUAGACAUUGACGGUGCCAGAAAGCUGAUCUUCGCCCUUCCAGGUAAUUUCACCUACAGAGACACAGGGGCGACUCUUCUGGAGGCUGUGCCCCUGAGUGACAGCGAGGCCAGCAGACUGCCUGUGCCUCCUCCCCCACAAGGAAGUAAUCCAGUGUCAGCUGUUGUAACCUGUAACCUCUUUGUCAUCCCUGCAUUAAGAAAGAUGCAAGGGAUCCUGGACCCACGGCCCACCAUCAUCAAAGCCAGGCUGUCCUGUGAUGUAAAGUUGGAUCCACGUCCAGAAUAUCAUCGCUGUAUACUGACAUGGCACCACCAGGAACCACUUCCCUGGGCACAAAGCACAGGAAACCAAAUGAGUAGUCGGCUAAUGAGCAUGCGCAGUGCCAACGGCCUUCUGAUGUUGCCUCCGAAAACAGAGCAAUACGUGGAGUUGCACAAGGGUGAAGUCGUGGACGUCAUUGGUCAUAGGACGGCGAUGAUGUCAUCUUAUGGGGACAGACCAAGUACAGAGCAAGAAAGUGGUGCAUGUCCACAUAUCAUUACUAUUCUGUAAUAUGCAACGGCACAGCUAGUUUUUAUUGAUUUGGGAGAAGUUGAUCCAGUAUAAUCAACAUUUCGAACAAAGACGAAAAUGUGAAAUUUAUGAAAAUACGACUUCGAAGACAUCAUAAUAUUUCAAAGACAGAAAAUAUUAUACCUUUUAAAGUGAGAAUAUAUAUAUAUAUAUAUAAAUGAAAUAUAAGAGAUUUAUUCUGUAAUAUAUUGUUAUAAUUAUUAUGAUUAUUAAUAUAAUUAUGAAUAUAUUAUCAUAUUAAGCAAUUCUGUUCUCUUUCAUUGCGAUUGCUUUGUGUGUUCAAUGCUAGAACUUAUAGAUAGCCGUAGCAUUUUAAUAGACAGCUGUUGGCGCCUGUCACUCAUACAUCAGAAAGCUUAUUUUCUCAUCGGUAGAAAAUGUGUCGCUGAGGAAUGAAAAGUUCUUCAAGAUGACAGCAGGAGCUGGAGCUUUUCAUCUCUCCUCAAAGUGCACCAAGGUGACUCAGCUAUCUUUCCCUUUAGUAUUAUAUGCUCCAUAAAGACUUCAUUAUGCUUCAUAAAGGGUUUACAAAACCGCUUUGCUUGUCGUUUAUCUUGUGAGUCGUGUUUAUGUGCGCAGUGCCAAAAGCCAGGGCUGUGGGGGAAGUUCUCUUGGCCAUGACGCUGAAAAGCAGCGUAUGCCGCCGGGUAGCACAGACUUUGUGUGGAAACAGUGACCGGUGGUGGUGUGUGUAAAAUCUGUGCUACUUCAGCGGGCCCAGAGGCAUGUCCUGUGCUACAGGCUACCUCAGUCUGGAACAUACUUCACAGUAAACUGGCCCUCAUAGCUCUGCCCUUAUUACUCUCUAUUUUACCCACUCCCCUUACAUUUAAACUCGCUCGGCCCAUUCCUAGAGGCUGAGCUCCCUGGAAACCUUUAUUUGUUUAACUUCGAUGAUGAAGACAGCUUAUUUAAGUGCUGACAGCCUUUUUAAACGAAUUACAUAAAAUGUACAGUCAAAAAAACGCAAGAGUGAUAUUGUACAGACAAGUGACCAGCACUCCUGAGGAAUAUACUAUGGAAUUGAAAUGAUAUUGAAUAACUCUGUACUAUAAUAUCAUUUUCUGUAAUACUGAUCUAAUGCGAGAAUUAAAAUUCUUGAUCGUUAUGUAAAGACGUGGUUCAGUUUCAUUUUUUUUAAAUAAACACUGAAAGAUGAUUGA
Molecule: messenger RNA, 3988 nt
Organism: Cyprinus carpio (common carp)
Lineage: Eukaryota; Metazoa; Chordata; Actinopteri; Cypriniformes; Cyprinidae
Product: gephyrin-like
Biological process (GO): molybdenum incorporation into molybdenum-molybdopterin complex; gamma-aminobutyric acid receptor clustering; postsynaptic neurotransmitter receptor diffusion trapping
Cellular component (GO): postsynaptic membrane; dendrite; cytosol
Molecular function (GO): molybdopterin molybdotransferase activity
Source: RefSeq, a predicted model, not a curated record